Molecule: messenger RNA, 956 nt
Organism: Rubroshorea leprosula
Lineage: Eukaryota; Viridiplantae; Streptophyta; Magnoliopsida; Malvales; Dipterocarpaceae
Source: the annotation of a GenBank genome assembly
GGAAAAUCCGGAGCUUCUUUACUCCUCACUCGACUGAAAGCGGGUCGGGUUAGUUACUGUUCGGUUUCAAGGAAAAUGAAGCAGAAAAUCGAGCAGAUCAGUACCCCGAAGCUGCUCACGUACUUUCUGGUUGGGAUAAUUUCGGUUCUCUUGAUCCUUAGUUUGUAUUAUGGAUCUUCCUUCGCUCCUGGUUUGCGUAAAUCCGACGAGGCUGCUUCUCGCCGAUACGGAUCGGACCCGGUGUUCGGAGGGUCUUCUAGGUAUGGCUAUCGAGCCGAUUUGAUCAAAGACGAAUCGCGCUUGCCGGAAUUCCCUAAAACCAUUCCGAUUUGUGACUUAAAAUAUUCAGAGUUGAUCCCUUGCUUGGAUAGAAGCCUUAAUUAUCAACUCAAAUUGAAGAUGAAUUUGUCACUAAUGGAACACUAUGAGCGUCAUUGUCCGCCACCGGAGCGCCGUUACAAUUGCCUGAUUCCGCCUCCUGUUGGUUACAAGAUACCUAUAAGAUGGCCGGCAAGCAGAGAUGAAGUGUGGAAGGCAAACAUUCCCCAUACACAUCUUGCAAAGGAAAAACAGGAUCAGCAUUGGAUGGUUGUUGAUGGGGAAAAGAAGUGUGGAGGUUAGUUUUGGACUUUUGGAAUAUCCAGAGGCAACCAGAAAGAUGGAGUGUUGAAUGGUUUUGACUAAGGAAGGCAUGUAAAGGUCAUUUAACUCAGCCACAAAAGUUGAAGACUACCUUAGCUGCCACUUUAUACAUGAUUUGGCAGGAGAGGAAUAGGAGAAUAUUUCUUAGAAAGUUUUUGACUGCAAAGGAUGUAUAUAAUGAGAUAAUUGGUUUUUUGAGAUUAAAGUUUUGAGAAGUGUAUUUCCCUAGGUAUGCUUGGGAGUAGAAGUGUAGAUGUCAUUUAAUGUUAACUCGACAAACUUGCCUUUUCCAAAAAAAAAAAUUAUUGAAUGAU